AUGUCCAAACUGCUAGGACUCACCGCUUUUGCGGUUUUCGUGGCGGCCGCGAUUGCGAUUGCUUCACUUGUCCUGAACAUCCUCAUCUUGAGUCGAGUUAGCAAUAUUAAUAACAACAUCCCCAUCAACGAGACGAAAGCGACUACAAGUCCACCUGCGAAGCCUUCAGCAAAGCCUACAUCAACUCCUUUCAUUUCUACUCCUCCUCCCCCUAACAACAACAACAACAACACAUACUGUCCAAAUUAUGUACCUGCUGACAAAUCUCCAGGAUAUCAACAUGCUGCUGCUUAUCUUUUAAAUGGGCUUGAUCAAAGUGUGGACCCAUGUGAAGAUUUCUAUGCUUUCACUUGCAACAACUUCACCGCUCAUGCGAACAUCACUGGAAUGGGCAGACUAGGGACAUACGACGAGGCUCAAGUAAUUGUCAAUAAUCAGAUAGCGUUGAGCCUAAAAGCUGUGGAUAUAAACGACGCAAAAUGGUCAGCUACUGAAAGAAUCACCAAAGCGGCAUUGGAUGCAUGCGUUAUCAACAGCCAGCUAACAAGCUCUAUCGACAAGUCUAAACAAAUUUAUAACGACAUCAGCGCCUGGUUUGGAGGUGCUCCCUUCCUCGGCGACGAAUUAACCCAGGAUUCUGCCAGCAUUUGGGGUACGGUAGGCUUUAUAGAACAAACUCAUGCUCUUGGAACGUUGCUCUCGUCUUGGGUUUCUGUCGAUUACAAGAAUGUCUCACAGAAUGCGCUUUACAUAUCGCAGCCUGCACUUUCGAUGCCUCGUGAUUUUUACGUUCUUCCUCAAUUUGUGGAUAAUCUGAACGACAGGGCAACAGCGAUUGAGGGUGUCAUGAAACAAUUCGCCAUGGAUCUCAUGUCAAAUUUCACCGAUUCCCUCACAGAGGCUGCCCAAGCUGUUGCAAACUUUGAAGUGCAGAUAGCCAUGGCUUCUUGGCCAGAUGACGAGAUGAGAAAUUACGACCAACAGUAUAACGCCUACAAACUGGACACUUUGAACAAAGCCUACCCCUCAAUCAAGUGGAGCACCUAUCUGAGAAAUCUGACAUCAUCUGUUGAAGGGGCGGCUGACGUCUUCUCUAACCAAGUAGUGCUCUCUCAACCUUCUUACUUUGCUUGGUUGAAUGCAAUCUUUGCUGGAAACAGUGUGGAUCGAGAUACCAUCGUCAACUACAUUAUUACUCAACUGCUCUUUGAUGAUGCAGGAUUUCUUGGGGAACCUUACCAAAAUAUAGCACAACGUUCUGGUUAUGUACCAUACGCUCAACGAAGGGGCAGAGGAGUAACCAGGGUUGGCCGACGAUAUACGAGAAAAUUCGACGACCAAGAUGAUCCUGCAGUUGACUGCAUCGACCUGAUCAUGGCAUACAUGCCUUAUGGUCCUGGCUAUGUUUACGUCAAAGGACAAACAAAUAGGGAUGCUGUCGUCAAGGAUGUUAAACAUCAGACUGAACUAGUCAUCAAGAACUUUUUGGAGAUGAUGAAUUCAACACAAUGGAUGUCCGCAUAUUCUAAAGAGGCAGCUCGGAACAAGGCUGAUCAACUAAUCAAGAACUACGGUUGGCCUGAGCUUUUUGGUGACUUCAAGAAUUCUGCGAAUGUUGAUAACUAUCAUAGCGACUACAUGCCUAUACUGGAUGCAUUCAAAAAUGACAGUAAUGAUUAUUACACGAUCCUCAAAAUAUUGAAGACAGGCUUGGAGAAUCGCGAAGCUUUCCGUCUUCUUACCGAAAAAGCUGAUAGGUCGAAUUUCCUACAGUCACCAGCAAUGGUAAAUGCAUGGUAUCAGCCAGAGAGAAAUUCGAUCACAUUCCCCUAUGCUAUCUGGAAUCCUCCCUACUACAAUUUCGACUAUCCUCAAGCUUACAACUAUGCUGGUCAGGGAGGUACCGGAGGCCAUGAACUAACCCAUGGUUUCGAUGAUGAGGGUGUUCAAUUUGGAGGGGACGGUUCGUUAACAGGUUGCACAUGGAAUCAAUGCGGGUGGAUGGAUACAAAUUCAAGUACUGGCUUUACUGAUAUGGCACAAUGUGUUGUCACACAGUAUAGCACGCAAUGCUGCCCAGAGAAAACGGGCAAUGUUCAUUGUGCUAAUGGUGCAACUACUCAAGGAGAAAAUAUUGCCGAUUUGGGAGGUCAACAAGCCGCAUACAAUGCCUACCGGGAAUACAUUGAUAAGGAGAAGAAGCAAGAAGAACCAAGAUUGCCUGGUCUGGAGCAAUAUACACCAAAUCAGAUUUUCUGGAUCACUUAUGGAUAUUCGUGGUGUAUGGAGCAGAGCGACGACAACCUAGUGAAUCAGCUUCUUACAAAUCCACAUGCACCUGGUUCAUGCCGAACUAAUCAAGUUAUGCAAGACAUCCCAUCUUUCGGGAAAGAUUUCGGCUGUAAACAAGGAUCUCCCAUGUAUCCAACACCGGAUAAACGAUGUAAAGUCUGGGUUGGACAGUGAUCACCUCUGAAAUGGCCUGGCCAUGGAUCUCCUAAAUUAUCUACCUCCUCUGAGCUUGGGUUGACGUGUCCUCAAUAAAGU
Messenger RNA from Cylicocyclus nassatus, 2547 nucleotides. Lineage: Eukaryota; Metazoa; Nematoda; Chromadorea; Rhabditida; Strongylidae. The record is from the annotation of a GenBank genome assembly.